Messenger RNA from Seminavis robusta, 777 nucleotides. The record is from the annotation of a GenBank genome assembly. NCBI's taxonomy places the organism in Eukaryota, Bacillariophyta, Bacillariophyceae, Naviculales, Naviculaceae.
AUGACGAGUACUAGCAGCCUAUUCCCUGUAGCGGUCAAGUCUCUAGGUAUUACCGCUGGUCUUCUAGUGUUGCUGUUUCAGUAUCUGAUGGGUCAGCUUCACAUUCAAGCCAUUGAAAUGAAACACAUGGAUCCGACUGACAUUGUCUUGGUUCCGUUGGAACUGGAUCGACUGACGGUCUAUGUGGCGGUUGUAUCGGUCGCCAGUUGGGUAUCCGCCAUGACAAACGGUGGAACAUUGCUUAGUUUAUUGAUCCAUUGGAUAUCUGCCGCAUCUGCCUUUUUUGCCAUUGCCAUUGUGUGCGGAGCCAGUCCCACAGAGCACUUGUAUCAUACCGAGUUGGCGUGUCUCUACAUAUCCUCUCUCGCGAUCCUUCUUACCACCACAAAUAAUGGAAGUAGCACUGCCAUCUCACCGGGGGUAUCCUGGUGGGAAUCCAGAUUGGCUCUACCCUUGCUUGCUACCAAAAAGACUCACGACGAAUCUGCCAUGGUCCACUUCCACCGUCACUUACUGGCCACCUGUCAGACCCACGCUUUGCUAUUUGUCACCAUCCCCUUUCAAAUACUACGAUUGUACGAUUGGGGCAGUCAAAUUCAACGGUGGCCUCUUCCCAUCAUGCUGGGGAGUACCUACGGAUUUGUCCUGGGGACCAUCGGGGGAUGGAUGGGGAUCCUGGCACUCCAAUGCAGUCCACGUUUGCGGAAUGGGUAUGCCUCUUGGACCAGCACCACCAUCAGGUCCACCACAGUCGACAACAAUAAGAGACUGGAUUAG